AUGUCCGCACUAGCUGAAUCCAAGGUGGCCGAUUGCGUCAACACCCGUCCGGCGGACGAUCUAGGUUCUGCGAGGCCUAGGAGAUGGCUCUACCGGACAUGGAGGAUUGGACCCUGGACAACUACCUACUACGCAUCCCCUCUGACGCAAGUCAUCCUCGUGUCCCUCCUCUGUUUCUGCUGCCCGGGCAUGUACAAUGCAUUGACUGGGCUUGGAGGAGGAGGCCAGCUUGACCCUACUGUUGCUAAUGAUGCAACUGUGGCUACCUACUCCACCUUUGCCGCUGUUGCUUUCUUCGCCGGUACCAUCCACAACAAGCUUGGCGUGCGUAAAACGCUAGUAAUGGGAGGGUUCGGGUAUGCCGUCUCGGUUUCCUCUUACAUCUGCUACAACUACACGGGUAACAGAGGAUACGUCAUCUUUGGAGGUGCCCUGGCUGGCUUUUGCGCGGCGCUUUUGUGGACGGCUCAGGGUGCUGUCGUCAUGGGCUACCCGGCCGAGUCUGCCAAGGGGAAGUAUAUCAGCUUAAACUGGGCUAUCUUCAAUAUGGGGGCCGUGAUAGGAGCCUUGAUUCCUCUCGGCAUGACGAUAAACGGGGCUGGAAGUAAUGUUGGGGAUGGCACCUAUAUUGCCUUCACCGUGAUUAUGCUCGUCGGCACGUGUUUAGGGUUCCUCCUUGUCAAGACCUCCCUUGUCAUUAGAGAGGAUGGCUCACACGUAGAGCUGCCUGCGCAGCCGUCGUGGAAGAGCGAGCUGAUUGGACUCUGGGAAACACUGCGCACCGACAUCUUUAUUGUAUUCCUUUUUCCGGUUAGUUACUACGUUCUUCUUGCUAUAUGUGCCAAGAUACCUGUUCUGACGCAGCUUCAGAUGUUCCUCUCCUCCAACUGGUUCUACACAUAUCAGUUCAACAACUACAACUUGGCGAGAUUCAACAUCCGCACGCGGUCACUGAACAACGUCAUUUAUUGGGCGAUGCAAAUCAUCGGAUCUUUCGUAUUCGGAUACGCUCUCGACUGGAAUCGCUUCUCCCGACCGGCCCGCGCUCGCGCCUCCUGGGUCGCACUCUUCCUCCUAACCAUGGCGACUUGGGGCGGUGGCCUGAAGCACCAGAUCGGGUUUGAACGAGCCGACGUCAAGCCCGUAGCAGAGGAGCGCAUCGACUGGACCGACUCCGAGUUUGCCCCUCUGUUUGUGCUCUACAUGUUCUGGGGUUUCUUUGAUGCCGUCUGGCAAACGUGCAUCUAUUGGUACAUGGGCGGAUUGUCGAACAGCCCUCGGAAGCUGUCCAUCUACGCCGGCUUCUACAAGUCUAUUCAGAGCACCGGCAAUGCGAUUGUUUGGCGCCUCGAUACUUUGCUCGUCUCUUACACUGUCAUGUUCGGGCUUGCCUGGGGGUUACCCGUGCUUGGUCUCAUUUGUUCGGUGCCCAUCGUAUGGUUCAAGAUUAAGGACCAUACAGCUUCAGAGGAGGUCAUGGUCGAAGGCCGGGCAGAAGAUGUUUGAG
Messenger RNA from Aspergillus calidoustus, 1507 nucleotides. The record is from the annotation of a GenBank genome assembly. NCBI's taxonomy places the organism in Eukaryota, Fungi, Ascomycota, Eurotiomycetes, Eurotiales, Aspergillaceae.